UCUUAUCACUGCUAGCUCUCACUACAAAGUCACCCAGCGCACCACUUCAGUACCGUUCCAACCUUUAACGACUCAAAAUGCCUUGGACCCGCCCGUCGACCGUUCCCUUUCCCAGCGUAUGGCUCCGCUUCCAGGCCAAGGGCCUUGACUCCCCCGACCCGGUGUGGUACGUUGUGCAGGACGUCCCGGAAGAUCGUUUCGAGGAUGCGGUUCGAUUCAUGAGCCGCUUCUUCCCCCACGACGAACAGCUGAACGAGGUGCUGGGAUUCAUGGAUGAUCCACUCGCGCUGGAGGAAUCGGUCCACCUUUGGAGGGACAUGGUGCGUCAACGAGUUUCGUUGGUUUGCUUCCGGGAGGGAUCGUCCGAGAUUGUCGGGGCCAACAUGCUUGGAGUGUCUUGCAAGGCGGAUCAGAAGCGAGAGGAACGGUUUGGGAGUGCGAUCCUGCAGACCAUCUACGACACCACCAAGUACGUGUCCAAACAGGCGAAUCUGUACGAGCGGUACGGCGUGCAGGAGUACCUGUCUGCGAUGGGACUUUCGGUGGAUCCGAAGUAUCGCGGACGGGGGAUCGCUACGGAACUGCUGCGGGCGAGGAUUCCGCUUUGUAGGGCGGUUGGAAUACGGUUGACCUCGACGUGCUUUACCGGUGCUGGGUCGCAAAUUGCCGCGGCUAGGGCCGGUUAUACGGAGGACUAUUCGGUGACUUAUGGCGAGUUGAAGGCGAUUGAUGCGAGAUUUGACUUUCCGGGGAUUGAAAACAAACCGUGCAAGUACAUGAGUUAUCGAAUUGAGUGAAUGUGGUUAAAUUUAGAAUACAAAUACACAAAUGCAGUUCAGCUCUAUAACUUCUAUAAAUAGCACACUUCAUUGAAGAUAGAGAGAGAGUGAGACCCACUCAAACGUAAUGCCUAAGUGGUGCAAUCAAUUUAGCUCGUUAUCAAGUGACACGUGGCACCCCGUGGAGAAUGUGGACAAAUAAUAACGAGGAUGCUAUUUACCAUAUCUGAGAUUGGUGCCAGCAGCUGAUGCUGUUAUCAGCAAUUAUUCCAAAUAAAGAAAAACGAAAUUUUAAAAAAUAACCUACAAAACGUACAA
Culex quinquefasciatus (southern house mosquito) is the source of this 1097-nucleotide messenger RNA. RefSeq lists its product as uncharacterized. The coding region runs from base 78 to 797 and encodes 239 amino acids. The record is from RefSeq and is a predicted model, not a curated record. NCBI's taxonomy places the organism in Eukaryota, Metazoa, Arthropoda, Insecta, Diptera, Culicidae. The transcript has a single exon. Gene Ontology annotation, molecular function: N-acetyltransferase activity.